AUGAAUUAUAUUGGUGUUGAUCCAACAGACAUUAUGGCUGACAAACAUACCGGCCCUAUCCAUCAACACGAAAGCUUCUUUGACAGAAUUUUUCAUCCUCAUAAGAGUGAAGAUAAAGACGAAGAAUAUGAGCAUGAAGCCAAUGACCCCACCAAGACUUCACAAGAGGAGGCUGACAAGGAUCACAUGAAGGAUGAAGACAAGUUCAAAGACCGUAUGCACAAGGAAGGACAGCUGGAAUCUCAGGGUGAGAUUUACGACUAUCUGAUGUGA
Molecule: messenger RNA, 273 nt
Organism: Penicillium odoratum
Lineage: Eukaryota; Fungi; Ascomycota; Eurotiomycetes; Eurotiales; Aspergillaceae
Exons: 2
Coding region: 1-273 (90 amino acids)
Source: RefSeq, a predicted model, not a curated record